AAGUAGAUGAUGGGAGGAUGAACGUAAUCAAACCAACAGUGGACAAAGUAAUGGAAGUAAUACAAUCCGUUUCUGGURUUGGUGGGCCAUAUAAUUCUGCAGAGUCAAAUUCCGGGUAUACGAAUCCAGUGAAACCUGCAGUGUCGGAAACAACAGUACCACAAMCGGGAUCAUCRACAACCGCAGAACCGAUUACCACAGAUGGUUGUCCAGAGCAGCCAGAGGAGACCUAUCGGCCUAACUCGUGUAGUUGUUCGUAUAUCGUCGAAAACUUUUGCGAAGGUUGAUGCUAACUAUGUUGAUCAAGGCGAUUGAAUUCAUUCAUAUGUUUUCGUAAAAACUUCACUAAAAACACAAUACCAUCUUUUAUUGUAUAUGUCAUUAUAAUUAUGCUGUUUUAAAAUUUUAUCUAAUACCAAAGGACAACAUUUGAUUCAUAUUAUUCAAUAUCUAUUUUGCUUAUGUAUUGAGU
Molecule: messenger RNA, 472 nt
Organism: Diuraphis noxia (Russian wheat aphid)
Lineage: Eukaryota; Metazoa; Arthropoda; Insecta; Hemiptera; Aphididae
Source: RefSeq, a predicted model, not a curated record